AUGUCGGGCAUCAGAGCCUCCCACUCGACCCUGUUCUCCCUCAAAGCCCGCCGGUCCCAUCUCAACAGGAUCAAAAACGAGCAGAAGUACCUCAAGACCCUGUUCGACCAGACCCUCUUGGUGACCAACCCCAUGGUCGUCGCGGAAGCCGAUGAGAUCAUCGCGCAGAGGCCCGCCUGGACCCCUCAGAGCGACACCCUCCUCUUCGUCCAGGCCCAACCCGUCAUCCGCCGCCUGGAAAGAUGGGUCCCCAUCCUGCGGCGCAGGAAGUUGUUGACCGGAAGAAUCCCCCGGAUGGGGGUCGUUGUUUCUGCAGAGCAUGUCGUCCUGUUCGCGGGGUAUAUGGAGCGCCUUGAGCAACUCGGGCGGGCGCUGCGCAAUGGCAUACGCCGCGAGCGCGACGUGCAGGAGGCUAGGAGCGAGCUGUACAUGGACCAGGAGCAGAGGUACAUCGUCUUGAUGGAGUGCCGCGAUAGGGAGAGCGGCCUGCGCAACUGUGUUUCUACCGACGAGGUCUAG
Molecule: messenger RNA, 519 nt
Organism: Clonostachys solani
Lineage: Eukaryota; Fungi; Ascomycota; Sordariomycetes; Hypocreales; Bionectriaceae
Source: the annotation of a GenBank genome assembly